This is a messenger RNA of Mytilus californianus (California mussel), 2130 nucleotides long. RefSeq lists its product as uncharacterized. The coding region runs from base 1 to 738 and encodes 245 amino acids. The record is from RefSeq and is a predicted model, not a curated record. Gene Ontology annotation, molecular function: protein binding. Lineage: Eukaryota; Metazoa; Mollusca; Bivalvia; Mytilida; Mytilidae. The transcript has 4 exons.
AUGACUUUUUGUUUAGUAUUAAAAACAAUAGGGAAACAUUUUGAAGAUUUAAAGAAUUCAAACAGAGAACACAGGCUUUUAAGGUACCAUAUCCAUGGAGAUAACAGCAAAAAAAAGAAAACAGAGAAAGCUGAGGAAGCUGAGAAAGACAUCCAACCAAAGCAUAUAUUAUCUCCGUUCAAUCUUCCGGAUUUAAAAAUUAAAAUUGGAAAUGAAAUACUUCAUGUCAACAGAGACCAAUUAAUGGAAGUGUCGCCAGUUUUCCAGACAAUGCUAACAGGAAAGUUUAAAGAGAAGAACGCAAUCCAGAUUCACCUUCCUGAUAAAGAUCCAAAAGCAUUUGCUCUUUUUCUCAGGCAUACAUUACCUGGUUUUGAAGGGUUGAUAUUGACAGAUAUGACAGCCCGCCUUAUUCUACCAUUGGCAGAUGAGUAUCAGACCAAUACAUCAUUAUUAAAAAUAGAUCGGGUAUUGGCGGAACUUGCGGAACGAAAGGCAUAUCCAUCUGCAGACGAGUUGACUGAUGAAAUCUUAACAGCUGAAACUUACAAUCUACUAUCAUAUUUAGAAGUGUGUAUUGAAAAGGCAUCAAAAUUCUCCCAUAAAGCGUUUAUAAGAAAUCCAAAGUUUCAUUGUAUAUCAGAUAAUGCAAAGUCAAAACUUUUCUUGCUGAGAUGUAAAGAUAUAGAUUUGACAAUUGACAAAUGCAUGAAGGUGGUGAAAAUGUUGACGACGUAGUAUGUUAUCAUUGCAAAGACAAGUUCCAGAAUUUCUUCAAAUCAAAUAUUAUCAAUAUAUUCAAAGAAGUAAACCAAAGCAAAUAGUCCAAAAUUCAAGUGUUUGAUUCAACUUCAGCUAAUAUUUGUAUGGUCAUUAACAGCCAAAUAUCUGUUGUUUUUGCCUAAAUAUAAAGUUUUAAUCCUGCGCACUUAUUUUCAUAUAUAUGUGAUACAUGUCAUUUUACUAUCGUGAGAUCUUCAUUUGUGAACCUUGCCUGGUAAAACGUCCAUAGGGCAUUUAAAGAAACUUUCAUAUUUUUAUACCCCUGCAGCCCAGAAGUUGUAGUUUAACCAACCCGUGGUGUGAUUUGUUUUACUGUGUUAUGUAUUUUGAAAUUUACGUUAAAUUAAGGUAUUUUUUUAAAAAAAUUACAGUUUAUUAAGGCAACAGUGGUUUACCGCUGUUCAAUAGUAAUAAAUCGAUUAAGCGAAAUAAAUCCGAGUCACAAACCCAAACCGAUGAAAACACAUCAUUUAUAAGAGGUACUAUAUAUUUGAGGCAGAAUUUUGAUGUUUUUUCAUAAACAUUUGUCUUUAAGGGAAAGAAACAUCGUAGAUGUGGUAAAUUCCCUUGCUAUUUAAUGUUUAUUCAAGACUGUAAAUAUAUUUCCUUAAUAAUAUUUCUUUAACAUUUAUUCACCUUUUCGUAUUCAUAUAUUUUUUAGGUUGAAUUUUUAUAUAAUAUUUGCUGGACUUUACAAUAUCAUUGUGUUUUUUUUUGUUUUUUGUUUUUUAUGGAACUAAUUUAAGGCAAGUACAUCUAUAUGACAUGACCCAGUUGUGUCAUGUGUAUUGUGCUUCAGCUGCACGCAUCUUAUUAUUUUUCAUGUUUUUAACAUUUAGUGAUUAUUACCUCCUAAACCGUGUUCCAUGAAUAUAACAACAACUUUGAUUUAAGCGUGCACUUGGUUCAUAAACAACAGUCUGUUUAACCAACCAACAAUUAUCUAGUUUACCUGUUUUAAACAUACUCUGCUUGUCAUAUUUUUGUUGUGUUCAGGUUGUAGGACAAAUUUUACCAAUUUUUUUUUUAAAAGAUACCGUACUCCAACAUGUGUAAGUUAAUUUCAAAAGGGGAUAGGUCCAUCAAAUGUUAAACUUUAUCAACUAACGGAACGAAUAUAAAACAAUUGUCAUAUAUCUGACUUGUUACAGGCAUUAUUUGUAGACAGUGAUGGGUUAAACCUGGUUUAGUAGCCAUUUGGAUUGUUAAAAGUGCUUUUAAUCAGGAAAUGCUUUUUUAUCAAACCUUAUUUUAACCUUGGUUUGAAUGUUUUUGAAUUUGAAUUUGAAUAUCAAUACGAUGGCUUUUGUGUUGUUUUAUUAGAUGAAUAAAUGAUUAGUAAUGCAA